Molecule: messenger RNA, 1326 nt
Organism: Penicillium angulare
Lineage: Eukaryota; Fungi; Ascomycota; Eurotiomycetes; Eurotiales; Aspergillaceae
Exons: 2
Coding region: 1-1326 (441 amino acids)
Biological process (GO): transmembrane transport
Molecular function (GO): transmembrane transporter activity
Source: RefSeq, a predicted model, not a curated record
AUGGGAACACAAUUCAAUGUGCAAAACACUCCAUUUCCGAAUCUUGCCUGGGCAACAACAUCUUGGAAUAUGGGGGCGGCCUUCUGGCCACUUAUCUUUGUGCCGUUGACAGAAUCAUCGGGUCGCAUGCCGGGUUAUUUUGUGGCUUAUUUCAUUCUUGUAGUUUCGCUUUUCCCUUCAGCCUUCGCACAGAAUUUUGCGACCCUUGUCGUCACGAGAUUUUUUGGCGGAGGCGCGUCAUCCGUCAGCAUUAAUAUCGUCGGUGGCAGUAUUAGCGAUGUCUGGUAUGGCAAUAAGGCUCGCAGCUUACCGAUGUCGCUAUUUGGUUUCACCAGUGUUGUGGGGAUUGCACUUGGUCCAUUUAUCGGUGCCGCAAUCCAGACUAUAAAUAAACAUGAUCCAUGGAGAUGGAUCUUCUAUAUUCAAAUUAUCUAUAAUGCAGCACUGAUACCGGUAUUUUGGCUAAUCCUUCGCGAGACUCGGGGAGAUGUUAUUCUUAAAAAGCGUGCCAAGAAGCUUCGCAAGGAGACCGGGAGACCCAUCUACGCGGAAGCUGAUUUGAACACAACUAGCGUGUGGAAAUUGCUGCAAGUAUCCUUUGAGCGGCCGACUCGAAUGCUUCUUACAGAGCCAGUGGUUAUUUUUUUCACGCUUUGGGUCAGUUUUGCCUGGGGGAUUCUUUUUCUCUUCUUCUCCAGCGUCUCGCAGACAUUUAGUCACAAUUACGGCUGGGGUACAUUUACGACAGGCCUGGUGCAGCUCGCUAUUUCAGCUGGCGCAGUUAUCGGUACUGUGUUCAAUCCUAUCCAGGAUUGGAUAUAUUUGAGAUCAGCGAAGAGGAAUAAGGAACAACCAGGGAAGCCAAUUCCAGAGGCUCGACUCUAUACAUCUAUUCCCGGCAGUUUGCUAUUCGCGGCUGGAUUAUUUUGGUACGGAUGGGGCAGUGUAGGCAACGGGUCCAUUCAUUGGAUUGUACCUACACUGGGCAUUGGAUGCACCGGAGUUGGGAUUUAUAGCAUUUACAUGGCUGUUGUGAAUUAUCUGACGGACGCUUAUGAGAAAUAUGCUGCCUCUGCUCUAUCAGCUGCCUCGUUAGGCCGGAACACCUUUGGAGCUUUCUUACCUCUCGCGUCUUACGAACUUUUUGAGACACUGGGCUAUGGCUGGGCUGGCUCGCUAUUGGGGUUUGUUGGUGUGAUUCUGUCUGUCGUCCCUGUUGUUUUGGUGCUGAAAGGCCCUGAUAUUCGACGCCGAAGCCCGUUCAUGCGAGAGUCUAUGUUUGAUGCAGAGGAGAGUGUAGACGAGGCAGAGAAGACAGAUGUCUGA